AUGCCUGAAGUGCACGCGUCCUCGGCUCACGUAUCCCAUGCCUCACGCUCUUCGCUCGCUCCUCCCCAACCCGACUCGACCGCUGCUCCUCAACCGGCGCGCAUGCGUUUUUUAAUGCAGAGUGUCGGCGGCCGCAGCGCAGUGGCUUUAUGCGCGAACGAACGCGGUCGCAGACUUGGAGUGCUCCGCUGUGCUUCAGCCUCUGCUCUGGUCUUUGGUCGCUCGCGUAUACCGUACAGUAGUGCGUAG
Messenger RNA from Sparassis crispa, 249 nucleotides. RefSeq lists its product as hypothetical. The transcript has a single exon. The coding region runs from base 1 to 249 and encodes 82 amino acids. NCBI's taxonomy places the organism in Eukaryota, Fungi, Basidiomycota, Agaricomycetes, Polyporales, Sparassidaceae. The record is from RefSeq and is a predicted model, not a curated record.